AUGGACAAGUAUAAAUACCGCGUGGAAAUCCAGCAAAUGAUGUUUGUUUCCGGUGAGAACAACGAUCCACCUGUGGAAACGACAAGUAUUAUAGAAGAUAUCGUUAGAGGGCAAGUAAUAGAGAUUUUGUUGCAAGCGAAUAAAACAUCACAUUCGAGGGGUGCUAAAAGUAUUCUACCGGACGAUGUAAUUUUUUUGAUUCGACAUGACAAGGCUAAAGUCAAUCGACUUCGGACUUAUUUAUCGUGGAAAGAUCUACGUAAAAAUGCCAAAGAUCAAGACGCUAACAGUGCAGCUGCCGCAGGCGGUGGAGCAGUGGAUCCGGGAGAAGCACAAUUGGAUGAUGAAGAAAAGAAAAACGACAAAGAUGGAGGGAAUAUGAUGCGAGUGAAAAAAUCGCAGAUUAAGUUACCUUGGGAAUUGCAAUUCAUGUUUAAUGAACAACCGCUCGAAACCAACGAUGACACAGACGAUUUGGACGAAGACGAACGUGAGGCGAAUCUAGCGACGUUGAAGAGACUGAAAAUGGCCGAUGACAGAACCCGAAACAUGACAAAAGAGGAAUACGUGCAUUGGUCAGACUGUCGGCAAGCGAGCUUUACGUUCAGAAAAGGUAAAAGAUUUCGAGAUUGGUCAGGUAUAUCUCAACUCACCGAGGGUAAACCGCACGAUGAUGUUAUUGACAUUUUAGGAUUUUUGACAUUCGAAAUAGUUUGUUCUUUAACCGAGACCGCUUUGAAAGUAAAGAAGAAAGAAGAGAUCCUGCAAAGUAAAAAGGACAAAUCCCAGCAAGCACAACCAGAUCUUGAUUUCGAGCCCAGAAAUAGGAAAAAAAGGCUUUUUGAUGGUCCAGAUACCGUUGUCAAUCCUCUUAAACCUAAACACAUCGAGGAAGCCUGGCGUCUUCUACAGGCCAUUGACAUGAAGCACAGAGCACUCACGAAUUUCAAAGGAGGCAGACUUACGUCGAGACCUGCCAUUAUGUAA
Messenger RNA from Lachancea mirantina, 987 nucleotides. Lineage: Eukaryota; Fungi; Ascomycota; Saccharomycetes; Saccharomycetales; Saccharomycetaceae. The record is from the annotation of a GenBank genome assembly.